Molecule: messenger RNA, 1881 nt
Organism: Chrysoperla carnea
Lineage: Eukaryota; Metazoa; Arthropoda; Insecta; Neuroptera; Chrysopidae
Product: protein NEDD1-like
Exons: 2
Coding region: 90-1718 (542 amino acids)
Biological process (GO): microtubule nucleation; mitotic cell cycle
Cellular component (GO): ciliary basal body; pericentriolar material; centriole
Molecular function (GO): gamma-tubulin binding
Source: RefSeq, a predicted model, not a curated record
AUUAGUUUCAAAUCAGUAUUAAAUAAAAUAAUAAAUGAAACAAACAAUUUAUUGGUAAAUGCAAUCAUUCGAUUUGUGUUAAAAAAAAAAUGGCAAAAUUAGCUAGUUGUGGUGAUAAUAUCAAAAUUUAUAGCGUGCCAUCAUAUAAUACAAAUGAUGUACAUGUUUAUGAACCGUUUAAAGGUGCUUCAAAAAUAAAAACAAUCAGUUGGAGUAAGGAUGGGCAAUUUAUUGCGACUGUUCCACAACAAAAAGGAUGUAUUGAAAUAGCUACUGUAAAUGAUAAUGGAAUUAAAAAGUUAAGCAGUAUAAGAAAUUUUGAUUGUUCAACGGUAGCAUGCUUUCAAAAUACAUGUAAAAGAUAUGUAGCAUUGGGAUCUUCAAAAGGUUCAAUAGCUGUAUAUGAUUUAAAAAGUAAAAAAUUUCAAAAAUAUUUUGAAUCUGUAAAGUCACCGUUAACGCAUUUAGUAUUUAAUUCAAAUGAUUCAUACUUGGCUGCUGGAUGUAGUAAUGGGGAAAUUAGUCUAUAUAGUACAGUCAAGAAUGUCAAAUCCAAUGUAUUAAAAGUAAAUCAAUCACCAUGUUUAUCAGCAUUGAAAUUCCAUCCAACACAUAAAUCAUUUUUGGGUGGCGGUGAUGAUUAUGGUACCGUUGCAGUUUGGGAUAUAAACAUAAAAAAACCAAAAAUGUUUUUAUCAUUUAUGCAUGCAUCUCAUUGUAGUGAUAUAGCAUUUUCACCGGUCAAUAGCACAUUAGUAACAAGUGUUGGAUAUGAUAAAACAUUUAAUUGUUAUGAUCUAAAUUCAAACACCAAAGUCACUUCAAAACAAAUGGAUCAAGCACUUUGUUCAUUAGAUAUAUUAAAUUCAGGCAAUAUUGUUGCGUUAGGCUCAAAAUUUGGUUUAAUCUAUAUAAUUGAUUUACGUUAUCAAGAGAAAAUUGUCAACACAAUUGAAGCACAUAAUUCUGAAGUAACCAAAUUAAUAUACAAAGCAAUUAAUUCCGAUAAUAAUUCAAAUUCACAUGUAACUUCUUCACCAACAAAAUCAACAUCUGAAUUAGAUACAAGUCAAAUUACAUCAACUUCAUUGAGUGAUUCAUUCUUGUUUGGAAAUAACCGUCGUUUAUCUGCAAUCGAUACAGAUACCGAAGAAGUUUUUAAAAAUGUUAGUCAAAAUUCAAAUAGUUCAUUUUUAGAAGCCAUGGGAAUAUCUGAACCUAAAUACGAGGAUGAAAUCGAAGAUAAUAAAGAUUUUAAUGAUUUAAAUGAAUCGAACAUUAGUGUUUUUAAUCGAUUAAAAUCAACAGAUAGUUUAAAAUCAUUUGAAAUUGAAAAUAAUGAAAUAAUUCCAGUAAAAAAUACAACUUCAUCUUUAGCAACCAGCUCUGUAGAAGAAGAUGUUAAAGAACCAUCAGAAAGUACAACAUUGGAUAAUUCAGAAAUGUUAUCGGCAUUAAAUAAAGUGAAUUCAACUGUUAAUGUUCAUAUUGCUGAAGUAUUAGAUAAUGUACGUGGAACAAAUUUAAAAGUUGAUGAUGUAUUGGAAAAAAUGAGAAUGGAAUUUAUUUAUUUACGUAUGGCAAUGUUUAAACAAUUUGUUAAACAAGAUUAUAAAUUUGAAAUGAUGCAUAAAGAAAUGUUAGAAGAAAUUGAUAAGUUACGUGAAGAAAAUGCAAAUUUAAGAACACAAAUUAAAAAUAGUCGUAAUUGUUUAUAAAAUGUAUUUUUAUUAACUAACAAAUAAUACACAGUCACUGGGGUGCUCAUAAAAAACAUCCAAACUUCGAACUAAUUCUAAAGCGGUUUGGGAGCCUAAAUCGCGGCAAUAAUUAGCCUAAAUAAAUUUUAUAAAUUUGUUUUUUAUGAGCAAACUUUUUCGA